This is a messenger RNA of Colletotrichum spaethianum, 2310 nucleotides long. Its product is annotated as nuclear elongation and deformation protein 1. The coding region runs from base 1 to 2310 and encodes 769 amino acids. Gene Ontology annotation, molecular function: phosphatidate phosphatase activity. Gene Ontology annotation, cellular component: nucleus. NCBI's taxonomy places the organism in Eukaryota, Fungi, Ascomycota, Sordariomycetes, Glomerellales, Glomerellaceae. The record is from RefSeq and is a predicted model, not a curated record. Gene Ontology annotation, biological process: fatty acid catabolic process; triglyceride biosynthetic process. The transcript is spliced from 2 exons.
AUGCAAUACGUACGAAACCUCAGCGCGUCCGUCUCCUCGACAUGGAACUCCAUAAACCCGGCCACUCUCAGUGGCGCCAUCGAUGUCAUUGUCGUUGAGCAGGAAGACGGCACCCUCGCCUGCUCGCCGUUCCACGUACGCUUUGGCAAGUUCUCGCUCCUUCGGCCCUACGAGAAGAAGGUCGAGUUCAAGGUCAACGGCGUCAAGCAGGACUACUCCAUGAAGCUUGGCGAGGAGGGCGAGGCCUUCUUCGUCUUCGAGACCAGUGAUACCAUUCCGAGGGAUCUGCAAACCUCCCCGCUCGUCUCCCCGGCGUCUAGUCCUCCCUUGAAUCCAGAGAACCCUUCCUCACCCGGUCUCGGUGAACCAGAGCUACUAGACCUGGACUCUGAGUCCGCGAAACCUCGUCGUCCGCCCCCCUCAGUCAUCCACAGCGCGACCUUUGCAACCCAUGGCCUCAACACUCCUCUCUCAACCUCGCCGGACCUCUCCCACUCACGAUUAAGAUCAGAAGACUGGGGCUCGGCCACCCAUCGCCCCUACAGCGACGAUGUGAUUCGCAAGUCGGCCCGCACGAGCGAACGGGCUUACGGUGAAGACUUGGCCGAAUUCGACAUGUCCGAGAGAUCGCAGAGUCCCCCUCCCAUUGCGCCAAAGGAAGCGCUUGAACGGGCGCUCAUGCUUUCCAAGGAGCUCUCGGCCAACAACAUUCCCAGCCACGUUACAGAAAGCGGCGAUCUGAUGUUGGACAUGACCGGUUUCAAGAGCAACGAGGAGGAUGUCUUCCGCGCCGAGAUCCUUGCUCGAAAGAUUCUGUCCGAGGAGCUCGAGGGCCCCUACGAUAUUGGUUCACUUUUCGGCAUGGACGAGCAUGGAAACAUCUGGAUCUACAGCAGCGAGGAGGCCAAGGAGGCGGCCAAGAAGAAGACGAUGGAGGCGGGCUACCGCCCUAAUCCCGUCAUUGCGGCGGAUGCUGCAUCAGACCCUGGCUACCAAAGCGACGGCAGCGAUGUGACAACCACUGCGCCCUCGCCGAUUCACAGGCGGACCGAGUCGGACGCUGGAGCUUCUGGCCUGCAAACCCCUCCCAGCACUCCUCCUCAGUCGACAGCCGGAGACCCGAACCUGAACUACGCCAAGACGCUGCGACUGACCAGUGACCAACUGAAAGCCUUGUGUUUGAAGGCUGGAGAGAACACAAUGAGUUUCACCGUCAACAGGGCGACGUGCCAGGCCAACAUGUACUUGUGGAAACAUGAGACCCCCGUCGUUAUCUCGGACAUUGACGGCACUAUCACCAAGUCGGAUGCCCUAGGCCACGUUCUCAACAUGAUUGGCCGUGAUUGGACGCACGCUGGUGUAGCCAAACUUUACAGCGAUAUCGUCGCAAACGGGUACAACAUCAUGUACCUAACCAGUCGAUCAGUGGGGCAGUCUGACACCACCCGGGCGUACUUGGCUGGCAUUCAGCAAGGGCAAUAUCGGCUGCCGCGAGGACCUACAAUUCUGUCUCCGGACAGAACCAUGGCCGCGCUUCGUCGUGAGGUGUACCUCAGAAAACCUCAUGUUUUCAAGAUGGCCACCCUCCGCGACAUCCGCCAUUUGUACGGACCGGACCGGACACCUUUCUACGCCGGAUUCGGAAACCGUCUGACGGACCAGAUUUCGUACAGGACAGUAGAUGUCCCAAGAAACCGAAUCUUCACCAUCAACUCCAACGCUGAAGUCUCCCUUGACCUGCUCAGCCUGAAUAAGCUCAAGCUGAGUUACAUCAACAUCAACGAGGUUGUGGACCAUUUCUUCCCGCCCGUGAGCACUUUGGUCAAGGGUGGCGGAGAAGAGUACACGGACUUCACGUACUGGAGAGACACUCCACUGGACUUGGACGAAUUCUCUGCAAGCGAUACAGAUGACGAUGAUGAGCAGGCUGACCUCGAGGAAGACAUCGAUGACGACGAGGAGAUCGGAGACGAGAUGGGCCAGAGCUACAUUUCGCGAGACUCGGUCGAUGACUACGGUGACGAACGUGAGAGCAUUCUCAGUGGCAGCAUCGAUGGCGAGGACCAACUCGCCGCCUCCAUCAUGGAGGACGAGGACGCCGACGACGAAGACGCCGAAGAGGAAGAGGAUGAAGACAAGGACGACGGUGCCGAUCUCGAUGUGCGAACCCAACGCGAGCGAACUCCUCAGCCCAGCGGCAAGGAAACCAAGUCUUCCGCACCUGCGCAGAGGGUGCUCAUGGAAGACGUCGGAGCUGAACUCAUUACUGGGGUAAAUCAUCUCACCCUUGCAAAAGGCGUGCAGAACUAG